Messenger RNA from Eimeria necatrix, 2190 nucleotides. RefSeq names its product NOT2/NOT3/NOT5 domain-containing protein, putative. The record is from RefSeq and is a predicted model, not a curated record. Gene Ontology annotation, cellular component: P-body; nucleus; CCR4-NOT core complex. Gene Ontology annotation, biological process: regulation of DNA-templated transcription; nuclear-transcribed mRNA poly(A) tail shortening. Lineage: Eukaryota; Apicomplexa; Conoidasida; Eucoccidiorida; Eimeriidae. The transcript is spliced from 5 exons. Bases 1 to 2190 code for a protein of 729 amino acids.
AUGGCGGAAAAGCGUCGUCUGCAGCAGGAAGUGGAGCGCACGCUGCGACGCGUGGAGGAGGGCUGUGAGCUGUUUAUGGAUUUAUAUGUGAAAUUCAAGCAGCAGCAAACAGCGAAGGUUGAGGGGGAGCUGAAGAAGGAAAUUAAAAAGUUGCAGCGCUUAAGGGAGUCCAUAAAGGCGUGGCAGACUAAUGUCGAUGUAAGGGAUAAGGGGCCUUUGGAAGACAGCCGUAAAAAGAUUGAAAAAUGCAUGGAAACCUUCAGACAGUGCGAGAAGGAAAUAAAGACGAAGGCCUUUAGCAAAGAGGGACUGGCAGCGAAGACGCGAGAUGGAGAGGACCGACACAGAGAGGCGCUGCAGUUGCUGCAGCAGCAGCUGCAAAGGGAAGCCGCACUACUUGAGGCGGAAAUGGACGGUCUAGACAGCAAGAAGGGGAAAAGGGACAGAGAAAGAGACAGAGAGAAAAAACGAAUCAGCCUGCUGCUUCAGAAGCACAAGCAGCAUAUCACAAAACUUACCGAGGCACUACGUCUGGCCGACAGCAGUAGACUCUCCCCAUCAGCAGCAGCAGCAAUAGCAGUGGCUCUUCAAGACUUUCUCAGCAGCAAUGGGGACCCCGCCUUUGUCUUUGAUUCCUCUGUCUACGACUGCAUUGCAGCGGAGCACAGCGACUCUGCAGAAGGCUCAGAAACUGAAGCUGCAGACAACAAUUCGGAUGCCACGCUGUCGGUAGACACACCUGCGAGUUCAUCUAUUGAAGCUGCAAGCAGCAGUUCUACCCGGGGAAACCGCAGUACAAAUAGCAACAAGCCGACGGACAGCAGCUCGAGCAGCAACCGCAGAGCGCUGAGCGUUUCAGAGGAGCCUGAAGGCACCAUGAAGAGAACCAGCAGACGCAGCAGCAGUCCCAGCAAUACUUCCAGCAGCAACAGCAGCAAAGGCAGGCAGCAGCAGCAAAGUCAGCAGGGCAAAGGAGCUGCAGCAGCAACGGAAGGGGCGGCACCCUCUCCUUCUUGCUGGUCGUCGCUGCCACAGCAACAGGGAUCACAGCAGAGCUCUCCCUCUGCAGCAUCUCUAGCCGAGCAGCGUGCUGCUUCACCGGCUACAGCAGCUAACAACCGCAGCAAUAGUAGUAGUGGCAGCAGCAGCAGCAGCAGCAGCAAGGCGAGUGAAGCAGGCAGCGUCUGGAAAACAGGUAGGCUGCAUGCAGCUACUGCAGAGCAGCAGCGAACGCAGCAGCUACAAGGCCUUGGCUCCCCAGCUACGGGAGAUAAGCAGCAGCAGCAGAGGAGCGGCGUUGUUGGAGGAGGUGCAGCUGGAGUAACUGUAGCUCCCUGGAAGGGAAAAGCAGCAGCAGCAGCAGCCGCUGGUGCUGCUGCAUCACCUUCGGCGCAAGCGACAACAGGUGUUGCGGGAACAGCAGGGUCAGGUUCUUCCGCGAAGGGACAGGGCAAGCAGCAGCAGCAACAGCAGCAACAGCAGCAGCAGAGGGCAGCUGCGGAGAGCAGCAGCUCCACCACGAAUCAUGGAAACGCAGCAGCAACGGGAGCAGCUCCAGCAGAGCCGCAGGGGGUUCCGUCCGCUGGAUUGAGCGCGGCAGUUGCCCCGCAGCCGCCGACGAAUAGUAUCGCCUCUGACCUGAGUGUUGUUGCUGCUGCCGUUGCUGCUUCCUGCUACUCUCGCCCGCUGCCCCAAGACACAGACUUCUCUUCUUCGCCGUCUCCUGCGUCUCCUUUCUUUUGGCCCCCUUGGGUCCCUAAAGGAGAAACAAUGCCCCCUUGCAUUUAUCUCAGAGCUCCCUGGGGGCCUCCAGGCGGACCUCUGGGGGCGCCGACAGGGGCAGCCCAAGUCGGGAAGCCGCCAGAUUGCUUCCCCAAAGGGCGUUUGGCGGCUGCAGAUGAACGAAGUUUCUUUCGUGGUUUGGAAACAGAUGCUCUGUUCUUUGCCUUUUACUUUCAACGGGGCACAGUGCAGCAGUUACACGCUGCGCGUGAACUCAAAGCUCUGUCGUGGCGCUACCACAAGAAGUACCAAACUUGGUUCCAGAGACUGGAGGAGCCGAGGGUAUCCACAGAUAAAUACGAACAAGGGGCCUAUGUCUACUUCGAUUAUGAUAAUGGUUGGUGCUCGCGCAUAAAGCACGAUUUUACGUUUGAGUAUAUUUACCUUGAAGACGAACUCCAAGAAUAG